AUGGCUUACAUUCCUCCACACAAGCGUCACUCAUACGAAGCUGCUAGUAGUAGUGAAUCUAGUGAUAUGCAUAAUAGACCCUCACCAAUCCCACAAUCCCUUAUUCCUCAAUUCAGAAGAAAUCUUAAUUUGAGGUUGCCACACAAAACCUUUUCACAAAGAAGUGGAAAGAUUGUUUAUAAUUAUGCAGAGCAGGCUAUUUCCACAUGGUUUCCUGUUGGUUUGGAUCACAAUCACCAGUUUCCAUCUUCUGUACAUGUUACCCCAGUUCCCUUGCAACUUUUUGGGAGAACAACAGGAACAAAUCCACUAGUUUUGUUCAAUAACAACAACAAUCAUCCAGUUGAGCAAGUGAGGAGUCCAUGGGUGUAUAUAGCAGAAAAUGUUGUGUCAGACUUGCUUUCUUCUUUCGAGAAUGUCAGGAAUGAAAAGUUGGACUUGGAAGACGUCAAGCCAAAGUUGGUUGCUAGAUUCGGAAAGAUUCUUUUUCAUGAGUAA
Molecule: messenger RNA, 498 nt
Organism: Quercus robur (English oak)
Lineage: Eukaryota; Viridiplantae; Streptophyta; Magnoliopsida; Fagales; Fagaceae
Exons: 2
Coding region: 1-498 (165 amino acids)
Source: RefSeq, a predicted model, not a curated record